AGUGGCAAUGCAGAAAAUCACCUCGCUCAGGAUGCUACCAUGGGUUGUGAAGCAUCGCUGGAUGUUUGUAGCAAUCCUGCUCUGUGGGAUGUUCGUCAACAACAGCAGAUCUCAUUGCCCAGACAUAAAUAACACCUGCACACACAAAAAUGUGCUGUUUGUCAGUACCAAACAGAUGACUGCCAAUCUUUUUCCAUCAAAGGCUGUCUAUAAAAAUGCCAAUGGGACUAAACUCUGCUUCAAUAUCCUGAACACAACACAGCAUGCAGACUGUUGUAACACAAUGGAGUUCGACUGCCACUUUAACAUAAGUGAUGACGGAAAUAAGAAAUACAAACUGAUUCUGAAUGAAAAGUUCCUUUCCAAGCAAGAUAUUGUAGUGAUGACUUCCCCAGAUCAGAAAUACAACUGUUCUCCAUUGCAGCUCUACAACACAUCCUUAGAUUUCUUUUUCCAAGUUCACAAAUGCUUGGAUAAAGGUGUCAAGAAUUUUAGAUUGAGCCAAAACGACCCCUGUGGAAACACCUCAAGCUAUAAUGCUGAAGCUUGCACAGGUUUAGCAGAAACAGACUACUAUCUUGAAUUCUUCUCUGAUAAAAAGAUGACAUGUAAGUCAUGUAAAGCACCUGGAAAAGCACCUCCUAUUUCUCUUACUUUGCCCUCAAUUGAAAGCAAUAAUGGCACCUCCAUCAGCCCAGAAAAUGCAGCAAAGGUCAUGAGCAAUCUCUCCGCCCUGCUGAACAACAUGGGCAAUUACAGUGCAGCAUCCAUCACAAUGGGCCAAAUUAAAGGGGUGAUCUCUAAACUCCCUCUUGAAAAUCAAACCGACUUCAGCUUUGGCAUUAAAACGACUGGUGACAUGAAUAUUCUUGAGGGUAACACUGACACGGCGACGGGCUUCUCUCGAUCGGUGGUAAUCCCUACAGAGGCCAUCGCCAUGGCAGUAAAAAAGGAAGGCUCAUUUGCUGCAGUUCUACUUUUUCCAGGAAUGCAUCAGGAUGACCCCGAAAGUCAUUUUUUCAACGAUGAGGUAGUGGGGAUUGAAAUGGGAACAGAAAUAUCACAUCUCUCAGAUACCAUAGACAUUCAUUACAAGAGUGUGGAGAAGAAUGGAUCAAUUGCUUCUUGCAGGUCAUGGGAUGGAAAAGGAAAAGCAAACUGGAUCACAGAUGGCUGUGAGACAAAAGUGGUCAACGAAAGCGUCACAUGCCAGUGCUCUCACCUGACAUUUUUCGCAAUACUGUUGUCACCUGCACCUGGAAACAUAAGCACUUCAGAUUUGAAGUCUCUGACCUACAUCACGUCAGUCGGCUGCGGCCUGUCGAUGUUCUUCUUGGCAGUGGCUCUCUUCAUGUAUUGUCUUAUCAGGUAA
Epinephelus lanceolatus (giant grouper) is the source of this 1372-nucleotide messenger RNA. RefSeq names its product adhesion G-protein coupled receptor G1. Gene Ontology annotation, biological process: adenylate cyclase-activating G protein-coupled receptor signaling pathway; cell surface receptor signaling pathway. The record is from RefSeq and is a predicted model, not a curated record. Gene Ontology annotation, cellular component: plasma membrane. Gene Ontology annotation, molecular function: G protein-coupled receptor activity. NCBI's taxonomy places the organism in Eukaryota, Metazoa, Chordata, Actinopteri, Perciformes, Serranidae.